UACUUAAUCAACAUUCUCUUGAAUUAAAAACGGAUAUAGAACAACGAUUUCGGCUUACCAACAUUCGUGAGCUAGCAACUGAUCGUACUCCAUUACUAUCAUUCAUGUUCUAUACUGGUGCUCUAACAUAUAAACCGGGAUCAUUAAAAUAUGAACUUCAGAUCCCGAAUCGUAUUGCCAAAAGAGAGUUUAUUGCAGAGGCACUUAAGAUUUAUGAUUGGAAAGAAGAGGAUUUAAUGUCUGUGCGGAAUGACAAUAGUGUUAAGCAUUCAAAUGAAGAAGCAUUGAAACAAGCUUUUAUGGAUGCUUUAAUUCUCACUCUUCACGCGGACAUUGAACCAGAAUUUCGGGUGCAUACUCAAAAUUUAAGUAGAAAAGCAAUUGAUCUAGUAAAGACAAGUACCGGAAGAAGAAUAGCAAUCGAAUUUGAUAAUAUUAAGACAGAAUGUGUUAAAUUAAAUGGAGUCACAAAUAGCUGGCAGGAAUUAACUCAGGUGUCCCGAUUAUUGUCAGAAAAAUCAGAUGAAGAAAUUUUAAGCCUUGAAAUCAGUGAUAAAUAUCGGCCUAAACAAAAGACAGUUCGUGAAGUUUUGGAACAUAAAAUUAAAGUGAAAAAAAAUGAGUACUUAAUGCCUUUAAAAGAACGAAACGAUGCAGAAUUGAGUUCUUUGCGGAAGGAACUUAACACCAUUACACCCGAAUGUGAUCAAGAUCUCCAAUUAUUUGAGAGCGACACUGAUAUUGGACUUACUCUGGCUUUACAAAAUAAAGACACCUCCUCUUCAGCCAAAAAUGCUAUUGAACCAACUUCUGAAAUAUGCUCCAA
This is a messenger RNA of Diversispora eburnea, 826 nucleotides long. Lineage: Eukaryota; Fungi; Glomeromycota; Glomeromycetes; Diversisporales; Diversisporaceae. The record is from the annotation of a GenBank genome assembly.